AUGGCCAACUCGACCUCAAUGAGUGGAUUCCUCCUCAUGGGGUUUUUUGAUGACCGUAAGCUUCAGAUUUUACAUGCCCUGCUGUUUUUGGUGACAUACCUGCUGGCCUUGACAGGUAACCUCCUCAUUAUCACCAUAACUACCUUGGAUUAUCACCUCCAUUUGCCAAUGUAUUACUUCUUGAAGCAACUUUCUCUUCUGGACCUCUGCUUCAUCUCUGUCACAGUCCCCCAGUCCAUUGCAAAUUCACUUAUGAGUAAGGGUUACAUUUCCCUUGGGCAGUGCAUUCUUCAGGUUUUCUUCUUCAUAGCUCUGGCCUCAUCAGAAGUGGCCAUCCUCACUGUAAUGUCUUAUGACCGGUAUGUAGCCAUCUGUCAACCACUGCAAUAUGAGACCAUUAUGAAUCCAUGUACUUGUAGGCUUGCAGUGAUAGCUGUGUGGAUUGCUGGGGGCCUCUCUGGGCUCAUGCACACAGCAGUUAACUUCUCCAUUUCUCUCUGUGGGGAGCGAGUCACUCACCAAUUCUUCUGUGACAUUCCUCAGUUGCUGAAACUAGCCUGUUCUUCUGAAUUCAUUAAUGAGAUUGCAGUGGCUGCAUUCACAACCUCAACAGCAUUUAUCUGUUUGAUCUACAUUGUGUUUUCCUAUGUUCGCAUCUUCUCUACAGUGCUGAGAAUCCCAUCAGCUCAGGGCCGGACCAAAGUCUUCUCUACCUGCCUACCACACCUAUUUGUAGUUACCUUCUUCCUCUCAGCUGCAGGCUUUGAGUUUCUAAGGCCCCCUUCAGAUGCUCAAUCAGGUAUGGACCUCAUGUUCUCCAUAUUCUAUACUGUGAUACCUCCAACACUCAAUCCAGUUAUCUAUAGUUUACGAAAUGAAGCCAUGAGGGCAGCUCUGAGGAAAGUACUGUCAAAAGAAGAAUUUGCUCAGAGAAAGAUGUAUUUAAAAGCCAUUUUUAAACUCUAA
Messenger RNA from Diceros bicornis minor, 966 nucleotides. Its product is annotated as olfactory receptor 14J1-like. The record is from RefSeq and is a predicted model, not a curated record. Bases 1 to 966 code for a protein of 321 amino acids. Gene Ontology annotation, molecular function: G protein-coupled receptor activity; odorant binding; olfactory receptor activity. Gene Ontology annotation, biological process: G protein-coupled receptor signaling pathway. Gene Ontology annotation, cellular component: membrane. Lineage: Eukaryota; Metazoa; Chordata; Mammalia; Perissodactyla; Rhinocerotidae. The transcript has a single exon.